Limulus polyphemus (Atlantic horseshoe crab) is the source of this 5160-nucleotide messenger RNA. RefSeq names its product SLIT-ROBO Rho GTPase-activating protein 1-like. Lineage: Eukaryota; Metazoa; Arthropoda; Merostomata; Xiphosura; Limulidae. The coding region runs from base 389 to 2761 and encodes 790 amino acids. The transcript is spliced from 10 exons. Gene Ontology annotation, cellular component: cytoplasm. The record is from RefSeq and is a predicted model, not a curated record. Gene Ontology annotation, molecular function: protein binding. Gene Ontology annotation, biological process: negative regulation of cell migration; signal transduction.
UUUUUUGUAUUUAUUCUACUAUUGCUUUUAGAACAUAUAGAUUUAGGCUACCGAUUGUAGCUUCUGUUCUUGUAUAUUUAUAUUUUGUUAUUAUUUACUGCAAACUCACCUUUUGCUUAUAAUUAAAAUUUUGAUUAAGUGAUGACAUAAAAAUGUUUAGUUUUGCAAAAUGUUUUUCUGUUUCUUUGUAAGUAUGUGGGAAAGCAGGUGUUUUCUCACAUCAUUUGUAAUUUUCAGCUUACAUUGUAGACAACCCUUAAGUAAAAUAUGGUAUGGUCAAUAAUGUAUUGUUGGGUAAGAAAGUUUUUCUAAGCAUAUGUAAACAUUGCAAAAUAAAAAUGAUUAGGUGUGGAAAACCCUGGAGACAGCAGAGCGAUCUUUACUGGACAUGAUCAGCAUUAAGGACUAUGACUGCUCUCUGGUAUUUUCUGAAGAUAGUAGCAACAGAAAUGGCUUAAGGCAACCUGAAACUCUUGCUCUAAAAUUGCGAGCUGACAGACAAGAAACAGAAGACUUCUAUUUAAAUAAAUUUCGAAAAUACACUCUGGAUGGUAAUCUCAUAUCUCGGCUCCAAGCUAAAGCAGAACUGAUCCAUCGAGCAAUACUUAUUGAAAAUGCUAAAUCAAGCAAUGGUGACUCCCCACCUAGUACUGUCUUGCGGCCGCACACCUUGCCACAUCGAACAAAGAAAAAGAGAAUAGGCCAGACUCCAGUUGUAGGCCAGCCAAAGUUAUUUGGUGGCAGCCUGGAAGAGUACUUGGAUGCAACAAACCAGGAGAUUCCACUUAUUGUCCGUAGCUGUAUACGGAUCAUCAAUCUAUAUGGUUUACAACAUCAGGGGGUGUUUCGAGUGUCAGGAUCUCAGGUUGAGAUUAACAAUUUUAAGGAUACAUUUGAAAGAGGAGAGGACCCCCUUGCAGAUGUAACUGACACAGGUGAUAUUAAUUCCGUGGCAGGAGUGUUGAAGCUGUACCUUCGAGAGCUACGUGAACCUUUGUUUCCAAUUUUCUACUUUGAUCAGCUGGUAGAAAUAAGCCAAGUGGAGUCAAAGCAUGAGUUUGUCACCAAAGUUCGAGAUGUCAUCGCUAGUUUACCAAGGGCAGUGUUUGUACUUCUUCGUUACUUGUUUGCCUUUCUAAACCAUGUGUCGGAGUUCAGUGAUGAGAAUAUGAUGGACCCCUAUAAUCUGGCUACUUGCUUUGGACCAUCGCUGAUGCCAAUACCGGAUGACAAGAACCAGGUCCAGUAUCAAAACUUAUUUAAUGAACUCAUUAAGAACAUUAUCAUCUAUCAGGAUGAGAUCUUUCCUAUUGAUGGUGGCAUCAUCUAUGAGAAAUACAUCAGUGCUGAUGUACCAGAUGAGAAUGAUGUUGGAGAGUCUCCUGUGGAUCACAACUUGGAUGAUCCUGAUACACUGGACAGUUAUGAAGCUGAUAUUCUUCCCAGUGAGGAUGAAUGUGAAGUUCUGGAGGCCGUGGCACAGUGUUCUUUCAGUGGCCGGACAGACCGUGAACUCUCCUUCAAAGAAGGCGAUACUGUACAGUUAUUUAAUCAAGUUUCCAGUAAAUGGUGGAGAGGGAGUUUGAAUGGGAGAGAAGGACUUGUACCAGACAAAUAUAUAUUUCUGAAACUUAGAGAUGAAGACAAGGACAAGCUGAGCCAAGAUGGGAGUGAAAAACGUCGUACUAGCAGCAGUAGUGAUUCUCUAUCAGGGUAUAGUACUAGUCCCAAACCCUCUAUUGAUGCACAUAUACCCGAAGAAGGGACCACAGGCUCUGAAUUUUUUCCUCCAGAUUCACUUUCAGCAUUUCCUUCCAGCUCAGUGUCCAGUUCUUUACAUUCCCCCCACACCCACAAUCGACGUCGUCUCAGUCUCAGUCCAUCCACACUACGUAAAGUACAGCUAGCAGCAGCUGGCGAGUUUGAUCAGCCUAAAUUAGUUCACUCCUGUAGUGUAGGAGAAGCAAUGGAAGGCAUGGUAAGGGACGAAAACCUUCUUGGUGAGUUUUACUUAGAUGAUCAAGAAGGAAAAGGUUUGAGUGGAUUAGAGGCAGACCUGCAUGACAUGCUAUCCAGUUCAUCUCAUGCAGAGAUCAUUAAGGAAAAGAAUAUACUAGAUGGAUCUAGAUCUCAUGAUUCUCUAAAACAAAACCCCUUUUCCUUAUCCAAGGGCACACCAGAUCUUGUGAAAGAUCUUCCUAAUAAUUCUCCUAGUCCUGAAUUGCCUAUAAAAAUUUGUGCUAUGGAAGAUGAAGAUGAGGAAAGACCAUCUUCCCGUUCCAGCAUUCAGAGUUGUGAGAGUCCAGAGUUGACCACAGCAGAGAGAUUUGCAAUGUCACACCAGGGUACCUUAAAAAAAGGUGCAGUAUCACGUAUAUCAUAUUCUGGCCUCGAGUCAACCUUGCCGGCCAAGGUUUGGGCCAAAACUCAAAACAUUACGGACAGUUUGGAUGGUUCAGAUCCAUCUGAAAGAUGUUCAGAUGUUUCCCAGGUGACAAAUGAAACAAAAGAUCAGAUAGAACAAGAUUUUGUGAAAUCUCCCCCAGAAGUCCCUUGCAAACCUGUGUAUCUAAAACAGGACCUAGAAAUGCCAAAAAAUUCUGCAAUUGAUCAAAGCCCACAAGUCUUGUAUGCAAAAGGUAUUUCAAAUUUCAAACCUCCAACUAAAAUAAAACCUCCUGUGAUGAAAAAACCUACAAAUCCUUUAUCAUUAGAGCCUGUUAAAUUCCAACAAAAAGAAUACAAGCAAACUUCAUGUUGAUUGGAAACUGUCUUUGUGUUGUCCAGAUCAGGUGCUGAAAAAAAACACACACUAAUAUGAUUGUUCCUUUUUUUAAACUUUGAGUUUAUAAAAACAAUCGUUCUUAAACACAAACAAUAGUUCGUAUUACAAGAUUGAGAAGUUUGAAGGAAAAGGGGAGCUAGUAAGUUCUAUUAAGACCAUAUUGUGUAGAGGUGAGGCAUUGAUAUAAAGUGAUAUUUCUGUCCAAGGAUACAGAGGGUUUAGUGAAGCUCACCUCAUCAACAAUACAUUCAAAUGAAAAUUGGACAAAAGUAACAACUUUAUAAAAACGAAAGUUACUGAUUUGUUCUUUUAUUUUUAGAUGUUUCAAUUUAGCUGUGAGAGAAUCAAUCAGUAUUUAUACAUUUGAUGUAAAUAGUUUUAACGUGAUUGUAACAAUGUCAAAAUCAGACUUGUCAUAAACACUCAUCAUGGAGUCCUGCCAUCUAUUAAAAAGUAUCUGAACAAUAGUUAGUUAUGGCAGCCUUAAACUUGGUGUGUAUGUGAAUUCUUAUAAUUGACUCUCUAGUAUAUUAAGAUGUAUACAGUUUGAUUAUCAGAUAUUGUCCAAUUUGAUGAGCAAGACUUUUAAAAUCACUUUUUUUGUUGCUUUACACAUAGGGCAGGAUAGACAUAAAGCUGUGUGUAAUUAAUAUUGAUGUUUUUGUUAAAUAAUUAUGAGCCAAGAGUUCUAGGGAAAUUGAGUAAUUUUAUAUAAUCAGGAUAUUUUAGUAAAUUAUAGUGGAGAACAAUUAUUGGUAUUUUUUUUAAUACCAAAAAUUCAUUACAGUGAUUGAAAUAAUCUUAUUUUGUAGUACUGGAGAUCUUGUGUAGAUUUUCUGUUGGAAAGUUAUUAUACAGUACAAUGUAGAUUAAAAAAAUAUUUUUUCAGGUUUGUAAUAGCUUUAUUUACAGCAUCAGUAAAAGAUAAUAAAUUCUUCCCGACAAGUUUGAUGGAAAUGUAUACAUUUUACGAUCUAGUAAAACCUUGUGUAAUAGGGAUUUGACACAUUGUGCUGAAUACCUCAUUUCUUUGUAUCAUAAAUUGCAACUUGUAUUUCAAAAACUAUUUAUUCUAGUUGAAAUGACUAGUUUUUAAGUUGGUGUUUAUUACCACCUCCUUCCUUGCAGGACAGACAUAUCAACUACUCAGAUGUUUUUGUGGUUCUGUAAGAUUUCUCAAUUUUUCUAAAAUACAAAACAACUUAGAAAAAAAAGUGCUAUAUCAUAGUUCUAAUCCCUACCACCCAGUUUAGAUCGAAGGACCUCUACAUUCAUUGCAGAGAAUAAAAAAAUUGAGUGUUUGUUAUGGACUUGUUUCUAACCAGUUCGAUGUGGAUUUUUUUGUUGUUGUUUAUUUGUUUAAUGUUGGAGACUACGUAGUAAUUUUUGCUAACAUAUCACACAGCAGUAGUUUAUAAAUAGACAAGUGUGUUAGGGAAAAAUGAAAGUGUAUCAUAGUAGGAGUAUUUUUUUGUUUUGGCUAAAAAGUUCCCCAAAAGUUAAUUUUUGUGUUAGUUUAUGAAAAGCAAAGUACAAUAUUCUUAUUUUCACUAUAAAGUUUUCUACUUGUAGACAGACAUUAAAAAAAGCAGGAAUUUUUAUCUGAUGUAUUAAGUGACUGUAAGUAACUCUUAAGGAAAAGCUUUUUUCUGGAGCUCAAGUUGUUUUUCAUAUUUAAUGGAGAAAAGUAUCACGAUUUUAAUCUGAUCUGUGGUCAGCAACAAUUUUAAAGUACAGAUAAUGAUUAGUGUGUGUAAGUUUUAAAACUACUUUUGCUUCACUGGUAGUUUGAUGCCAUACUAGUUUGUCCAGUACAUUGCAAAAAUAAAAGCGUAAGGCAGAAUUUAUGACCAAUUCAUAAAGUGUUUAAUAGUGUAUCCUGAUAAUCAGGUUUGACCGAGACUGAUUUUUAAUCUUGACUUCUAAUUUCUAUAUGAUGUUUUAAGACCCUAACCAAUAACAGGGCAGAAAAGACAACUAGUAUUUUAUUACCAUAUUCAAGUUUAAAGUAAACUACGAAGCUUAUAAAGAAUCCAUAAGAGAAAAGCUUUAACUUUUUGAACUAGUUGUUUCACUGACUUUUUAAAACUAUUAGUUAAAUAUCAAGAACCAAUUACAACAGAUGCAAUGAAAGAAAACUUUUCAAGAUGAGAAGUGUCAUGGUAUUUGAUAUUUGGUACUUAUCAAACAGACGGGAUUAGUUGGAUAAGUUUGUUUUUUUUUACAGUGAGAAGGGGGGACUUUGCAUAAGUUGGAGAGGAUUUAAGAAUAGAAAAAAACUAGAAUUUUCAAUUUGUAUGUUAGGCUUGCAUUUAUCCUUUUUGUUUUUUUUUCUUGUACAGGUCUCUGAUAAAUAAACAGGUGCUUGUAAUAUC